UAGUGGCUUCCCAUGAUCUGCCUUUCGAGUCGAGCGGCGCCCUCCGUUCUCUGAGCCUGUCUGAGCAUUCGGAACUUCUGAAAGUAUUCGAAGGGAUGGCUACGACGCGAUCGGUGAUUGCUUUCGAUGUUUGAGCCGGGCAUUGAGCUGCACAAGGGUCGCUCCUUCGAUCACCGCCAUGAAGGCCGACGGGAAAGACGAGCCGGUGAUCACCAACAACCGCUUCACGGCACUGUGCCUGGCGUGGAACGUGAUACUGUCCAUUCUCAUUGUGAUCCUGAACAAAUGGGUGUACGUGUACGUCAACUUUCCGAACAUCACCAUGACCAUGUACCACUUUGCGAUGACGUUCGCGGGCCUGCUAGUGUGCCGCGCGCUCAACGUGUUCCAAGUGAAGAAGCUGCCGCUGCGUCAUAUGUUGCCGCUCGCCACGACUUUCUGCGGCUUCGUGGUUUUCACCAACCUCUCCCUGGGUCACAACACGGUGGGGACCUACCAGAUCAUCAAAACGCUCACCAUGCCCACCAUCAUGGUCAUCCAGCACUACUGGUACAAGAAGAGCUUCUCGCUGGGCAUCAAACUCACGCUGGUACCGCUGACCUUGGGCGUGUACCUCAGCACCUACUAUGACAUCCGGUUCAACAUCCUCGGCACAUGCUACGCCCUGGCCGGUGUAGUCGUCACGUCCCUCUAUCAAGUGUGGGUGGGUGAGAAGCAAAAGGAAUUCCAGGUGAACUCCAUGCAGCUGCUCUUCUACCAAGCGCCCCUCUCAGCACUCAUGCUGGUGGUGCUGGUGCCGAUAGUUGAGCCACCCUGGGCGCCCGGAGGAUUCCUCUACCAGCACUGGAGCUGGCUGCACUUGAUGCUGGUGCUGUCAACGGGUGUGGUGGCCUUCCUCGUGAAUCUGUCUAUAUACUGGAUCAUCGGGAACACUUCUGCAGUCACCUACAACGUGGUGGGCCACAUGAAGCUGAUGCUCGUGCUCGUGGGCGGCUUCGUCGUCUUCCAGGACCCCGUACAUACCGAGCAGGCCAUCGGCAUUGUGGUCACGCUGACGGGCGUGCUUCUGUACACGUACAUCAAGCUAAAGGAGACCAUCAAAGCUGCGCUGCCUUCACCAGCCGAAGCCAAGCCGCUCAUCAAAACCUAGUCAAAUACAAACCAUGUUCCUCUGCCUUGCAGGCAGACCUCACUUGCAACAAAUAUGUGAUCAGGAUUUGUUACAGCCUGGUCACUUUUGUAUUAAACACUUGUUUUGGUCACCAUUUA
Molecule: messenger RNA, 1269 nt
Organism: Rhipicephalus microplus (southern cattle tick)
Lineage: Eukaryota; Metazoa; Arthropoda; Arachnida; Ixodida; Ixodidae
Product: solute carrier family 35 member E3
Source: RefSeq, a predicted model, not a curated record